AUGACUUUAACUUUCAGAUUCUUCUACGUUUGGGAUGGAAGAGGAGCCAUGCACGUGUCUUGCGUUUUCCCAAAUGGGGACAGUUAUGUGGGGGAAUGCAAUACAUCUGCAUUUGGACUGGUGAGGAACGGUACUGGGAACUACAUCUUAGCAAGUGGUGUUAUAUACAUGGGAGAGUGGCGUGACGACAAAAUGCAGGGCAGAGGGAUCGUGAAGCAUCCCUCCGGAGCUAUGUAUGAAGGAGAAAUCAAAGACAACAUGUACCACGGCAUGGGAACAUACACUUUCCCAGAUGGCUCUGUGUAUAGAGGUCCCUUUCAUAUGAAUAGGUGUGAGGGAGAGGGAACCUUCAUAGAUGGACAGGGACGAGUUUGGGCGGGAGAGUUCCACGGCAAAGCAGCGUUUGGCCUCAAGCUGCAGCAAAAUUCUUUAGCUAAAACAGGAAGCAUAUGAUACACAUUUUUUGCUCUACGCUAAAAUGAAAUUGUUUCACAAUGUACUGUGUUAAUACAUUUUAUAAAGUUGAUUUUAUCCCUGGGAUGCAUGUAUUUUAGCGUUUGGCCUCAAGCU
This is a messenger RNA of Cololabis saira (Pacific saury), 570 nucleotides long. It is a transcript of the gene morn2, whose product is annotated as MORN repeat containing 2. The transcript has 5 exons. The record is from RefSeq and is a predicted model, not a curated record. NCBI's taxonomy places the organism in Eukaryota, Metazoa, Chordata, Actinopteri, Beloniformes, Belonidae. The coding region runs from base 1 to 453 and encodes 150 amino acids.